GCUGAUUGGUGGUGUGUGGUCACGUUUUUAUGUUGGUAAAACUUCUGUCAUAUGAUUUUUGGGGUUGUGUCUGUCAGAUCUGCUAGAAGAUGAAUAAAAUUGUGAUUUUUUGUUCUGUACUUAUUGCUACAGUUUACGCAAAGGGCGAAUUCACAGUCCUUCACCACCCUUCCAGUGUAAUCCUUAAAGGACAUGAUCAUUUAAAGGAAACAGCGUUGCCAGAGGUCUACUCGGCAGUUUUAGGUUACUCCACAGAACAUAAUACUAACUGGCAAGGUCUUUACAUUGAUGACCCGUUUCACUUGGCCCAGGCUGUAUUUACAGUGGUUGUGGAUGGUGUGAGCGAUAUUGGGCAGCAAAAAGGGCAUCAUUUUCCCUUAAAAACUAACGAUGAUGACGCUAGAGUUUUCAGGGUUCUUGAAAAAAGGGUUUUGGAGAGAAACCCAGAAUCUGACACAAAUUUGGUCAGUGUUGAUCUUUCCAAUGGCUUGGAGGAGCUCAACAAAUACACCAUUUUCCAAGACAUCAAGUCCGAUAAACCCAAAAAAACUCAUCACAACUACCUUAAAUGGUCUGUAGAUGAGGACAGACAGUUCUUAACCGAAUUAAACUUAUUAAAAAUAAUCGCCGAUAAAAUUGAAGAAGGUGCCAUUGAGGUUGACAGCAUCCCAGAUGUUUUUUGGUUCAAAUUUACUGCCCUAAACGCCCUUACCAGUUUAUAUGGUGACAAUAGCACUGUUGUCAAAGAAGCCAAGCAAUUGUUGAAUGAGGCUAUUUUACAUUUAAAUGCUGCUGCCCAUAAGGCAUACAAAGGGGCUGUUUUUGUAAAUGUUAUCACUAGCGAUGCCAUUCACACCAGACGAGCUAGAGAUGUCCUUGCUGCAGAUGCACCAAAAACAAUUGAUCCUAAGGCACCAACAAUUGAUCAUAACUUGGCCAAAAACUACAGUGAAGAUUACCCAGUGAUUUUCAACAUGAUGCUUUGGUUCACUGUAGUGAUGAUUUUUUCCCUUUUGGCCAUUUGUUUGGCCAUUGCCAAUAUGGAUCCUGGAAGAGAUUCUAUUAUUUAUAGAAUGACCAGCACAAGAAUGAAGAAAGACAACUAAAUUUCAGUAUUUCAGUUUUUAGGUGGUUUUUUGUAAAAUUAUUACAUUUUUUGUCAUAUUAUUACAGUGAGUCUUCUAAAAAUGCUUUAAUUAAAACUGUAGUUUCUUAGCAUAAAUCACAAAUUGUGUUUUAACUGUGGUAAAAAAUGUUUAGAUUUAUUUUUAGUGUAUAUUGUAAAAUACUUGUUAAUUUUUCUGUUACAUAAACGUAUUUCACCAUUAUUUUAUUUAUUAAUUAAGAAAUGACUGUGUAAAUAUUCAUUACUUAAUGUAAUUUUAUUAAAAUAUAAUUUACAUUCCUCAC
Molecule: messenger RNA, 1410 nt
Organism: Brassicogethes aeneus
Lineage: Eukaryota; Metazoa; Arthropoda; Insecta; Coleoptera; Nitidulidae
Source: the annotation of a GenBank genome assembly